CUGGACUCUGGCAUAUCUGCCUAUCUUCGUCAGUCCACAUUGCCUGCUCUUCCUUUUCCUUACCGAACACCAAUACAUCCACAUCAGCUUAAAACGUCCCUUUUAUAGCUAUAUAAGCAUAGAGCUAUACUCCAUAUCAAACAGACUACCUUUAUCGAUUAUUUAUCACUUUUACUUCUUGCCUUAUAUAUACAAUACACAUGAUGUCGGGAUCCAAGUAUUCGCGGUCUGGGACCAACACCCACCCGAACGGAAAGACCGAGAAGGGGACACUCUCGCUCACAGCCCCAUCCGACAAGGGGGAAUGGAAUACGAAGGAUGUGGGAAGACAGGAUAACGAGAGCGUUGAACUCUCCGGAGAGAAGGGCAACAGCCCACAAAAAGGCCAAUCUAACGGCCAACACAAGAAGGGAAAGGGCAAAUGGCAAAACGUGCCUGUAUCCGGAGUCACAAAUCCGGUGACUCCACAUAACGCCUGGUCGGUCAUCCCAGAGCCAGAGCAGGCAAAUAUUCUCAAGGAUUUGGAGGCAUUAUGCCAUUCGACGAACCCACACAUUGCUCGAAUGCGCCACUGGAAUGCCUCUCAAGGGCAUGAAAUCAGCCCGGCUCGGCGAUCGGUCGUCGCCAUCGAUUGUGAAAUGGUCCAGGUGGGCCGUGGCCAGAAUGAGGUAGUCCAGGUCUGCGCCGUGGAUGUACUAUCCGGGGAGAUAGUGGUCGACAAGGGUGUCAUUCCGACGGGGCCUGUUACAGAUUGGUGUACACCGUGGAGUGGGAUGACACCAAGCCGCUUGGAAAAUAUGAAAAGGAAAGGGAAGACAGUGAACGGCUGGGAGGAAGCGCGGGCGGAAGUCCUCAAAUUUGUAGAUGGUGAAACCAUCUUGGUUGGGCAUGCGCUUAAGAAUGAUACGCGUGCUUUGGGGAUGAAUCACGCGAAGGUCUUGGACACCGCUACUGUUACAAAGCAUGCGGUGUCCAAGGAAAUGGUGGGAUCUGGCUGCAACCGCACUUGGAAGUUGAAGACCUUGUGUCUAGAUUUCCUGGGAAUAAAUAUCCAGCAAUCCAGGAACGGACACGACUGUGUCGAAGAUACGCUUGCGACUAGAGAAGUGUUGCUUUGGUGUGUCCGCAACCCGGACAAACUUAAGGAAUGGGCGACGGGGCAAAGUGCUGCAGUACGAGCAGUAUCAAGCUCCUGCUCCUCCCAGGAAAGGGAGGAGAGUAUACCGUUCGAAAGUGUUGAAGAUUGGUUGUAACACUGUUAUAGAAAUUUGGUGCAUUGGCAUAUUGCUUUGUUUAAUGCUAUUCUGGAAAUGUUAAAAUUGUUGGAGGAUGGGAACUUACUGUUAUACCAUAUCGUCUAUCUUGACAUUUGUG
Messenger RNA from Aspergillus pseudotamarii, 1374 nucleotides. Its product is annotated as ribonuclease H-like domain-containing protein. Lineage: Eukaryota; Fungi; Ascomycota; Eurotiomycetes; Eurotiales; Aspergillaceae. The coding region runs from base 201 to 1253 and encodes 350 amino acids. The record is from RefSeq and is a predicted model, not a curated record. The transcript has 2 exons. Gene Ontology annotation, biological process: ribosomal large subunit assembly; rRNA processing. Gene Ontology annotation, molecular function: nucleic acid binding; exonuclease activity. Gene Ontology annotation, cellular component: nucleus.